AUGUCGUCCGGCUGUAAGAUUGGUCCGUCUAUCCUGAACAGCGAUCUGUCUCGUCUGGCGGCGGAAUGUGAGCGGAUGCUGCAGAGCGGGGCGGACUACCUGCACCUGGAUGUGAUGGACGGGCAUUUUGUUCCUAACAUCACAUUUGGACAUCCUGUAGUAGAGUGCCUAAGAAAGCAACUGGGAAAUGACCCGUUUUUUGACAUGCAUAUGAUGGUGGCUAAACCAGAGCAGUGGGUGAAACCCAUGUCAGUUGCUGGUGCCAACCAGUAUACCUUUCACCUGGAGGCUACAGACAACCCAGGAGCUCUCAUUAAAGACAUACGAGAAUGUGGUAUGAAGGUGGGACUGGCUAUCAAACCAAAUACUACAGUAGAAUAUCUUGCACCAUGGGCAAGUCAGGUUGAUAUGGCGUUGGUUAUGACAGUGGAGCCUGGUUUUGGAGGACAGAAGUUCAUGGAGGACAUGAUGCCAAAGGUGCAGUGGCUGAGGUCACAGUUCCCUUCACUGGACAUAGAGGUGGAUGGUGGUGUUGGGCCAGACAAUAUACACAGAUGUGCUGAGGCUGGAGCUAAUAUGAUCGUCUCUGGAAGUGCAGUUAUGAAAAGUGAUGACCCACGCACUGUGAUCAAUCUGCUUAGAAAUGCUUGCUGUGAAGCCAUUCAGAAGCGCUCACUGGAUCGAUGA
Messenger RNA from Staurois parvus, 687 nucleotides. The record is from the annotation of a GenBank genome assembly. Lineage: Eukaryota; Metazoa; Chordata; Amphibia; Anura; Ranidae.